Molecule: messenger RNA, 1278 nt
Organism: Homarus americanus (American lobster)
Lineage: Eukaryota; Metazoa; Arthropoda; Malacostraca; Decapoda; Nephropidae
Product: soluble scavenger receptor cysteine-rich domain-containing protein SSC5D-like
Exons: 4
Coding region: 1-1278 (425 amino acids)
Source: RefSeq, a predicted model, not a curated record
AUGACCAAGUUUGGCCUAGACCCGAGGGUACUUGGCCAGGUAGAGGAACGUGUGGCCCCAGACCUAAGUUACCUGGCCAGAGGUAGGCAACGAAAACACGUGAACACUAAACCUGCAUCACCAAAAGUGAUCUAUAUUUCCUCUGCAGGUCCCCAGUCUCCCCGGGUGUCAGGCGAUAAUUUCAACCAGACGAUUGGCAGCAGCGACAUGUUCACCCACUGGCAAAGGAACCAGGCUGCCGAACGUACGCACCACACGUGUCCCCCAGCACCACACGUGUCCCAGCACCACACCUCCACACCAGCGUGUCCCCACACCACACGUGUCCCCCCAGCACCACACGUGUCCCCCAGCACCACACGUCCCCAGACCACGUGUCCCCCACACACCACACGUGUCCCCAGCACCACACGUGUCCUCCAGCACCACACGUGUCCCCAGCAUCACACGCGUCCCCAGCACCACACGUGUCCCCCAGCACCACACGUGUCCCCAGCACCACACGCCCCAGCACCACACGGGUCCCCAGCCCCACAGCACCAGUGUCCCCCAGCACCACACGUGUCCCCAACACCACACGUGUCAGCACCACACACUGUGCCCCCCAGCACCACACGUGUCCCCAGCACCAGCACCACACGUGUCCCCAGCACCACAUGUGUCCCUGUCACCACACGAUGUCCCCAAAUAUCACCACACGUAUCUCCCAGCACCACACGUGUCCCCAGCACCACACUGUCAUGCAGCACCACGUCCCCAGCACCACACGUGUCCCCCAGCACCCACACGUGUCCCCCACACGCCCCACACUUGUCUCCCCAGCACCACACGUCCCCUAGCACCACACUUGUUUCCCAGCACCACACGUGUUCCCCAGCACCACACGUGUCCCCAGCACCACACGUGUCCCGCAGCACCACACGUGUCCCCCAGCACCACACGUGUCCCCAGCACCACACGUCCCCCAGCACCACACUUGUCUCCCACCAUCACACUUGUCUCCAGCACCACACGUGUUCCCCAGCACCACACGUGUCCCCAGCACCACAUCUCCCCCCAUCACACUUGUUCCCCAGCACCACACGUGUCCCCCAGCACCACACGUGUUCCCCAGCACCACACGUGUCCCCCAGCACCACACGUGUUCCCCAGCACCACACGUGUCCCCCAGCACCACACUUGUCUCCCAGCACCACAUGUGUCUCCCAGCACCACAUGUGUGCCUCCGCACCACACGUGUUUGUUGCCCCCUCAAAAAGAUUGGUUAUUCGCCGGUAA